AGAAACCCAAAGAAGAACCGUCCCAUAAUUUUUCUUACAAGAAAGGGAACGUUCAGAGUGAAAAUAAUCAAUAAAGAAAGAGAGCAGAGUAGAAACGCGACACGGUCUGGCGCUAGCUGGCUUGGUUGGUUCUCUCUUACUUACUGUUAAUUACUCGUAGUGGAAACUCUGCUCCUCUUCUGUGUCACAGAGCUCUCAUCCUUCAGACAGUCUCACGUUCACUACAUCCACCGCCAAGGAAAAGCCAAAAUAUUCCCUUCCACUUUCUUUUCCCUUUUUCCUCUUUUCUCUUCUCCCUCCUUGUGGGUGAAUUGGGUAGAACAAACAGAUCCAAGGAGCUUCCUUUUUUCAUUUCAAUAAAUUAUUAGGGUUUCUUCAGAUACUUGUUGCCACGUUCUAGCUUCCACCCCAUCUGAGAUCUCUCUUCCUCUCUCACUUAGCUCUCAAAGCUUCACUCUUUUCUUCAUCAUUGCUCCUUGUCUGAACACAAUCUACUUUGAAAAGCUUACAUCUUGGUGAGAGGGAGCAGAUCUUUGAAGAAUACUGCUCCAGCCUUCGUUAUUUCAAUUUUAUUGGGGGGUUUUACCCUCUUCUUCUCCCCUUCUCUUGAUGCGAUUCGCCAUCGGGGGAGAUAACCAAUAACAAUGGCGCCGAAACCUAAUCCAGGUGAUAACAGAACUAGGAGUUCGAUCCAGAUAUUCAUAGUAGCUGGACUGUGCUGUUUCUUCUACAUAUUGGGAGCAUGGCAAAGGAGUGGUUUUGGGAAAGCAGACAAUCUCGCCAUGGAAAUCACCAAAAACACUGGUGGGGAUUGCAACAUAAUCUCUAAUCUCAAUUUCGAGACUCACCAUGGUGGCGAAAUCACCUCCACCGAUGAUUCUGUAUCGGAGAAGAAAGUUUUUAAACCAUGUGCUCCAAAGUACACUGAUUACACCCCCUGUCAAGAUCAGAGGCGUGCCAUGACAUUCCCUAGGGAUAACAUGAUAUAUAGGGAGAGGCAUUGCCCCCCAGAGGAAGAGAAGUUGCAUUGUCUAAUACCAGCUCCCAAGGGCUACGUGACGCCGUUCCCUUGGCCUAAAAGUCGUGAUUAUGUCCCUUAUGCGAAUGCACCUUAUAAGAGCUUGACUGUGGAGAAGGCCAUUCAGAAUUGGGUACAGUAUGAGGGUAAUGUGUUUAGGUUUCCUGGUGGAGGGACGCAGUUCCCACAAGGUGCUGAUAAGUACAUUGAUCAAUUGGCCUCUGUUAUACCAAUUAAGAAUGGGACGGUCAGAACAUUGCUCGACACAGGUUGUGGGGUUGCCAGUUUGGGUGCUUACUUGUGGAGCAGAAAUGUGAUUGCUAUGUCAUUUGCACCAAGAGACUCGCAUGAAGCACAGGUUCAAUUUGCUCUUGAAAGAGGUGUACCUGCUGUGAUUGGUGUUCUCGGUACUAUAAAGGUGCCAUAUCCAUCCAGAGCUUUCGACAUGGCUCAUUGUUCUCGGUGCUUGAUACCAUGGGGUGCCAAUGAUGGGAAAUACUUGAUGGAAGUGGACCGAGUUCUCAGACCAGGUGGGUAUUGGGUUCUUUCGGGCCCCCCAAUCAACUGGAAGGUUAACUACAAGGCAUGGCAGCGUCCUAAGGAAGAACUUCAGGAGGAGCAGAGGCAGAUCGAAGAGGCUGCCAAAAUGCUUUGCUGGGAGAAGAAGUAUGAAAAGGGUGAAAUUGCUAUCUGGCAGAAGAGAAUGGAUGGUGAUUCAUGCCAUAGUAAACAAGAUGAAUCUCAAGUUACCUUCUGCAAAUCUUCUGAUCCUGAUGAUGUGUGGUAUGUACCUCUGGAUCUACAACUAACAAACAGGAUGGAGACUUGUGUCACACCUUAUCCUGAUACUAGCAGUUCAGCACUUAAAAAUUUCCCUGAAAGGCUUUAUGCUGUUCCACCAAGAGUUGCUAGUGGUUCUAUUCCUGGAGUUUCAGCUGAGAAAUACCAAGAGGACAGUAACAAAUGGAAGAAGCAUGUUAAAGCUUAUAAAAGAAUCAAUAGACUUCUGGACUCUGGAAGGUACAGGAACAUAAUGGACAUGAAUGCUGGAUUGGGAGGAUUUGCUGCUGCACUUCAGUCUCCAAAGUUGUGGGUUAUGAAUGUUGUGCCAACUAUAGCUGAGAGGAGUACACUUGGUGCAGUAUAUGAAAGAGGCUUGAUUGGAAUCUACCAUGACUGGUGUGAAGCUUUCUCUACUUACCCAAGGUCCUAUGACUUGAUUCAUGCCAAUGGUCUUUUCAGUCUGUACAACAAGAAGUGUAAUCUAGAGGACAUCCUUCUGGAGAUGGACCGGAUUUUGCGACCAGAAGGUGCAGUUAUAAUCCGAGAUGAAGUGGAUGUACUAAUCAAGGUGAAGAAGAUAAUAGGAGGAAUGAGAUGGGAUACUAAGAUGAUGGACCAUGAAGAUGGUCCUCUUGUUCCUGAGAAAAUACUGGUCGCAGUCAAGCAGUACUGGGUUGCAGGUGGUAACUCCACAUCCACCCAGUGAGCUUCAUCGUCCAUUGCCGCCAGUUAUGUUUCAAAAGCACCUCCUUGAUGUAGCCUCUGGUAAAACAGAAAUCCAUCAGGCCAUGGCUUCAUGUGCUUGAAUUAUUUCUUCCUGCAGAGCAAAAUUAGCAUAGGGGAUGCUUUAAUUUAAACCAGCACAUGUUUGAUUUUGGUUCUUUCAUGUUGUUAGCAUAUGGUGCUGCUGUGUAGUAGUAGCAUUUGCUUCUUUAAUGUGUCAAUUUUGGUUCUUUAAUGUGUCGAUUUUGCUAUUAUCAAGAUUUUUUGUUCU
Molecule: messenger RNA, 2795 nt
Organism: Linum tenue
Lineage: Eukaryota; Viridiplantae; Streptophyta; Magnoliopsida; Malpighiales; Linaceae
Source: the annotation of a GenBank genome assembly